UGAUAUUUGUGACGCUAAGUGGUAUGUUCAUAAUAUCAAAAAUUACUCCUCUGACGUAAAAAGCUUAUUGUGUUGUCGCAACAAUAUCGAUGGUUUGAAGAAGAGUUAAUGUGAUUGCGGGCAGGAGGAUUCUUCUCACUUGACGAAGUUUCGCAAAGUGAAAAAAACGCUGUUCGAGCGCAAUUGAAGUUGGGUUCUCGCAUCGAUGAAAAUGAGAGUACGCGUUGGAUUUUUUCUCCUAGCCUUUCUCGGUUUCUUUUCUGCUUUUAGCUCGGCUCUGAAAUGUCCUGGCGUUGCUCAUUACAAGCUGAGUUUCUACGGCAAAUGGAGUAACAUGACUCACCCGAAUGCUGUUCCUACAAAGGGCUUUCCUAUGUUUUCACCUUGGGUCGGCGCCUCUCACAGUGCAGAUUACUCCAUGUGGAAGCCAGGAAUGAUGGCUUCAAAAGGCGUACAACAAGUUGCUGAGACAGGUAAUUCGUCACUCCUGCGAGAUGAAAUCAUGAUGCGUAUGAUGUACAACAAGACAGUGUGGAAACUGAUCCAACAACAGGGCGGACCCAUAAACGGCACAGACAAGGUGGAGGGCAUUGAUGUUGAGGUCACGGCCGACUAUCCUUACGUGUCGCUGAUUUCCAUGAUCUUCCCCUCUCCUGAUUGGUUCAUAGGAGGCGACUCUAUAAACCUUUGUAAUAAUGGAAACUGGCGUGACAAUUGGAACGUAGCAAUGCUGCCGCCAUGGGAUGCUGGGACUGAUAGUGGAACCACGUUCACCGCCGAUGACGUGGAGACAAGUCCCCAAGGGAAUAUCGCUGUUAUCAACACAAUGAUGAACACUUCCUUUAUGAACCUUCAGGGAGACAUUCCAACCAUGGGCAUGCUGAUGUUUCAAAGAGUCAACAAGCCAACGCAGUAUAUGUGCAGCGGAGAGCAGAAGUACAUGCUCAAGUUUGAAGGAAUGUGGACCGAACAAAGGCAACCCAUGGGAUACCCGUCCAAUCCUCGUUUUUCACCUCUCAUCGGUUGCACCCAUAUGUAUAACUACAGGUUCUGGAGUCCCAUGACUAUGGCUUCUAAAGGAGUACAGAUGGUCGCAGAAACAGGCAACUACUCAACAUUGUACUACGAGCUGAAAAACUUCAUGGGAAAAUAUCAGGGAUACAUUCACAUGAUUUACAAAGCCGAUGAAAUGUCUGGCGCUGCAGAGACUACAACUAUGAUGAUAACGGCGAGUGACAAGUAUUCCCAAGCCUCUUUCAUCGCCAUGAUUGCUCCCUCUCCUGAUUGGUUCGUUGGAGUUCAUGGCGUAGAGCUCUGUGGAAGCGAUGGCAAAUGGAAGGAGAGUAUGUCCAUGUACUUGCCCGCGUGGGAUGCUGGGACAGAUAGUGGAAUGAACUUCACCUCAGAAAAUGCUCCCACUUUGCCGCAGGAUGUUGUCACAGUCAUUACAAAGGACAGCGAAACCGUGCUGAAGGGAAUGAAUGACAUCCCCGCCUUCGCCAAAAUCACCUUCACCAAAUAUACAGCGACCAAUCCACCGGGCUCAGGGGCUCAGGGUAUUUCUGCAGCAGUUGGUACCCUUCUGUCUGUUGCGUUUCUCGCCGUCAUUUGCUUUUUGUCUUAGCUUCGUUGAGAUUAGAAGAGGCUAGUCGGCACUGCUAGGGAAACACAUUCUUAUUCGUCCCUUCUCUGUUCACACAAAUGGGGGAAUUUAACGCGGCAACCAAGCCUAAGAUCUCUGGCUUGCGUAGAUACGGGGUUUAAAGGGGCUCGCUUCUUGACUUCAAACCGGUACUCACGUAAAUAUUCGUUUUAUGUACCUUCUUUUCCAUCGAAAUUAGAUUAAACUCCGUAAGUUGAUUUUCAACUUCCAUCAGUGAUAUGUUAACUACGGGAGUUGAUGAAGCUUACAAUUGCUCUAAAACUACGGAGGAAAACUCUAACUUGUUCUCAAGAUUGUUAUAAGAUGCUGUGGACUUUGACACCAACGCCAUGUAGUUUUGCUGGCCUUCACUUCUUUUUUCUAGGUAACAGUAGCAAACUUGAAACAAGACCGAUAAAAAUUUGUCAAAUUCAGCGUGCCACCUAAAAUAUUUUACUCCAGUGCGACUGUUUUAGUUCUGAUGUUUUUCAAAUUAAACAGUCCCUCUGCUGUUAAUUUUUAUUUUAACAGUAGCAAACUCGAAGAAAGACUGCUGGAAUUUGUCAAUUUCAGCGUGUCACCUAAAAUUUUUUACUCCAGUGCGACUGUUUUAGUUCUGAUGUUUUUCAAAUUAAACAGUCCCUCUGCUUUUAUUUUUUAUUUCAACGAUAGCAAACUCGAAGAAAGACUGCUGGAAUUUGUCAAUUUCAGCGUGUCACCCAAACGUUUUUACUCCAGUGCGACUGUUUUAGUUCUGAUGUUUUUCAAAUUAAACAGUCUCUCUGCUGUUAUUUUUCAUUUUUACAGUAGCAAACUCGAAACAAGACUGCUGGAAUUUGACAACUUCAGCACGCCCCCUUAACUUUUUCACUCCAGUGCGACUGUUUUAGUUCUGAUGUGUUUUCAAAUUAAACAGUCUCUCUGCUUUUAUUUUUUAUUUGACGGUAGCAAACUUGAAACAGGUGCUGGAAUUUGUCAAUUUCAGCGUGUCACCUAAAAUUUUUUACUCCAGUGCGACUGUUUUAGUUCUGAUGUUUUUCAAAUUAAACAGUCUCUCUGCUUUUAUUUUUUUAUCUUAACAGUAGUAAACUCGAAAACAAGACUGCUGGAAUUUGUCAAAUUCAGCGUGCCACCUAAAAUAUUUUACUCCAGUGCGACUGUUUUAGUUCUGAUGUUUUUCAAAUUAAACAGUCCCUCUGCUCUUAUUUUUUAUUUUAACGAUAGCAAACUCGAAACAAGACAAGGAAAAGAGAAAUCUCUCCAUUAUACAACUGAAGUACAGUUUAUGUUAUGGAUGUUUAGUGCUAUUUUUGGCUUAGUUUACCGUAUACAUGCAGCAGUUGGCAUCGUUGGAAAGCCAUGUUUUGCAAUUGCAGACAGAGGUACUUUUCGUCUAUAACAAGUGCUGUUUUUAGAUUAAUUUGGAUCUUUAGAAUAUGAGGUUCAUAAGCACUCUGUAAGGUCCAAAACAAGGAGCUCCUCGAAAAUUGAAAAAGUUUUGGGAGCACCUGUUUAAAAACUUGCGAAUAAAGUUUGCAUUUGCUUCAA
This is a messenger RNA of Pocillopora damicornis (cauliflower coral), 3190 nucleotides long. RefSeq lists its product as uncharacterized. NCBI's taxonomy places the organism in Eukaryota, Metazoa, Cnidaria, Anthozoa, Scleractinia, Pocilloporidae. Gene Ontology annotation, biological process: cell adhesion. The record is from RefSeq and is a predicted model, not a curated record. Gene Ontology annotation, cellular component: extracellular matrix.